CAGGCAACAUCCAUCUUCGUGAGGCUCUCUGUUUUCGUCUCACCUCCGUCUAUGCUGCUCUUCACCUCACCGUGCGCAUCGAUACGAAAACUUUGUAGGGCCCUUUGCUACCACCAGCCACAACCGAGACCAACCACCAUAAUCUCCAAGGCUUUGAGCUCGUGCAGGUUUCCUCGACCAAGUAUCAAGGACGACGCACUAUGGUUGCCACGCGACGGAGCGGUGCAAAUGCCGCACCAACCUCUAAUGCCCCUUCGAAACCUACAAAGCGGAGGAAGUUCUCAGACAGUGCUACAGUAGACAAGCUAGAAAAGACUGUCACAGCACCACCUUCCAUCUCACGGGAGCCUUCUCUGUCAACCAACAUUACAGCACUGUUAAAGUCUAGCAGUGAGCUGAGUGACCUUACUCUCACCUCACCAUCUACGGGAAGAACACCUGGAAAAGGUUCACCCAGCAAGAUCGUUCGAUCUCUGCAUGAGCAAGCUAGACCUUCGGCUCCACAAGUCAUGGCUGCCUUACAGAAGCUUGUCACGCCUGGCAGUUCCCACAACCCAAUUGUCUUGGUCGAGGACUCACCACGAUCAAAAGCCCAAGCGAGGACGAAACAACAUGACAAAGUCGAACCGCAUAGAUUUCAGGACAGACACAGCAAGCUUUACACUUACAAACCUCCACGACCUGCUCUUGCCCCGAAGCCAGCGAACGGAAGCACAUUUACCGGCCAUCCAAAUCACGACAUGUAUCGCAUGCGUACGGCGAAGAUGGCUCAACCAGUGUGGCAUCUGAGUAGGAAUCAGAAUGUCCGACAGGGUCUUCCAGGUCUUCCAUUCGAGAUGCAGUACCCUAUGUCCGCUCAGUAUCUGGCAUCGCAGCAGGGUGCUGCACUUCCUCCCACAAGACCGGGCAUCCAGUACUACGCUCCACCUCCUCCAUCAUACCUACGGCACAAGGCACCUCUACUACCAACAGAAGAACAACUACGGAGGAAAGCCGUGAAACACGUGCGAGAGUACUCGAGAUCAUCACCGCGUAAGAGGAAGAUGGCAGUAGAUCCUGAGGAGACCAGCGAGUCGGAAUCAGACGAAGUCAAUCACAACUUUACGAUCUCCAUGCGCAAAACAUACCCAACGCAGACGCCUGGUGGCAGUGCGAAGCUCAAGAGUAGCCCAAUCACUAUCCUGCCUGACCCCCACUUCCAACUCACACCACUCAUCGAGCACGCUUCGCUACUUACCUCACUCCUGCGAGCGUAUCCGCACUCAGCAGAUCAGAAGGGUCUGAGAGAGGACAUCGCGAUGCUGGUCUCUGUGCAGAACCAGCAUUUGGCCGAUUGGCUGAACUCGGAAGUUGGACAGUCUCGAAAAGCUGUGCCGAAUCUGCACACUCCUUGUGUGAGCAGGAGCACCACGACCUCACUAAUCAAACCACUUACUCACCAUCUUACGGAUAGCGAGCUGACUGAGGCAGAGAAGAAGAGGAAGCAAGACGAAGAGGUCCGAGGGUUACUAUCUGCGGACGCAAAGCUAUGGCAAGAUGGCUCUGGCCUGGGCGUCGCGGACGUGUAUAGGGGAAGCAGAGCUUCGACGCCAGCAGCAAGCCAGGACGAAGAGAAUGAGCCCCAAGAGGAGAGUGCCAUUGUCGCCACCUCGCCGCCAGUGCGCUGCACUGCAGAAGCUCCGGCCGCAUUGCCCGACAUUGUCGCCACGAGCUCUUCCCCGCUGGCAAGAACUAGCAUUGGGAGUCCCGUCAAGUCGUUACCCAAGGUCGUCGCGUCAGCUGCAUCCCCAGUAGCGAGACCUGGCACGCAGAGGCUCGUAACUCCAUCACCGAAAGUUGCGAGGACUGUGUUGUGUCGCCUGCUGUGAGAACUAGUGGGAGGAAGAGGAUGGCGGCAGCGAGAUGCAGAACGGAGUGAACAGGGGGAAGUGUGAUGGCCGGAGGGAAGACAUUU
This is a messenger RNA of Macroventuria anomochaeta, 1954 nucleotides long. RefSeq lists its product as uncharacterized. The transcript has 2 exons. The record is from RefSeq and is a predicted model, not a curated record. NCBI's taxonomy places the organism in Eukaryota, Fungi, Ascomycota, Dothideomycetes, Pleosporales, Didymellaceae. Bases 201 to 1868 code for a protein of 555 amino acids.